CUCUCUGUGGUCAGGAAGCCAGAGCCUACUCCUGCUACAGAAUCACGGUGCCCACGAGCGUUGGAUUCUGCAGGCAACAACAAGGUGCGCUCCUCCCUUGAAAUUAGAUCAGGAAGAAGACUGCCCGUGGUUGAUUCGUUCUGCUUCUGGAUUUUUCAUAUUAGCUCCGAGGACAUCAUGAGCCAGGACUGCUAGAGACACUGGGGAGAAGCCGCUUCCAUCUGCCCUGCAUCUGUAGAGCGUCCAGCAUCCUGACCCAUUAAUCAGAGACUACUGUCUGAUUUGCCUUGACUCACAGAGUCUGAACCCGACCUUCAGCUAAGAUACCUCACACAGGUGGCUGUGGGCACACCUGAGGAAACAAAGUCCGGCACACAGCUGGCAGAAGCCAUCGCAGCAACCUAAGCUCCCGACGAAGGUGUCCAGAGACAGCAGGAUGAGUUCAGAGACAGGUCCUGUAGCUGUUGAUCCCACUCUGAGGAGAAGAAUUGAGCCCCAGGAGUUUGAAAUCUUCUUUGACCCCCGGGAACUUCGGAAAGAGACCUGUCUGCUGUAUGAGAUCAGCUGGGGCGGAAAGCGCAGUGUCUGGCGACACACGAGCCAAAACACCAGCAAACACGCUGAAGUCAACUUCUUAGAAAAAUUUACUACAGAAAGAUACUUUCGUCCGAACACCAGAUGCUCCAUUACCUGGUUCCUGUCCUGGAGUCCCUGUGGGGAGUGCUCCAGGGUCAUUACAGAAUUUCUGAGCCGACACCCCCAUGUAACUCUGUUUAUUUACAUAGCACGGCUUUAUCACCAUACGGAUCAGCGAAACCGGCAAGGACUCAGGGACCUUAUUAGCAGCGGUGUGACUAUCCAGAUCAUGACAGAGCAAGAGUAUUGUUACUGCUGGAGGAAUUUUGUCAACUACCCCCCUUCGAACGAAGCUUAUUGGCCAAGGUACCCCCAUCUGUGGGUGAAACUGUAUGUGUUGGAGCUCUACUGCAUCAUUUUAGGACUUCCACCCUGUUUACAAAUUUUAAGAAGAAAACAAUCUCAACUCACGUUUUUCACAAUUACUCUUCAAACCUGCCAUUACCAAAGGAUACCACCCCACCUCCUUUGGGCUACAGGGUUGAAAUGACUUCUGGGAGUUGGGCAUGGAUGAAAUGACUCUUUGUAUGUGUACUGUCUUGUCAGCAAGCACUGAUGACCCACUAAAGAGUGACUGCCAUGAAGAAUCUAGAAAUUGAGCUGGAGGUGUCAUUCAUGGGUAGCAUAUUAGUUACACAUGAGGCCCUUGGUUUAAUUCCAAGAACGUCCAGAAAAACGGAGAAUCUAGAAAUUGAGCUGGGAAUGGUUAUACACUCCUGUAAUGUCAGCAAUUGUGAGACAAAGGCACCAGAUCUCUGUGAGUUCAAGGCCAGCCUGGUCUACACUGCAAGACCCAGGCCAG
This is a messenger RNA of Mus pahari (shrew mouse), 1438 nucleotides long. RefSeq names its product apolipoprotein B mRNA editing enzyme catalytic subunit 1 (gene Apobec1). The record is from RefSeq and is a predicted model, not a curated record. Lineage: Eukaryota; Metazoa; Chordata; Mammalia; Rodentia; Muridae. Gene Ontology annotation, biological process: cytidine to uridine editing. Gene Ontology annotation, cellular component: cytoplasm; nucleus. The transcript has 8 exons. The coding region runs from base 437 to 1126 and encodes 229 amino acids. Gene Ontology annotation, molecular function: RNA binding; cytidine deaminase activity; zinc ion binding.